UUCGUGGACAGAUUUUCGGCAGAGUAAAUCAAUGGAGUAAUGCAAAUGAUACUUUAGUUCCUCUCGUUUCGCGACUUCCGCUCUGCCGAAACAUAUUAAUAUUUUCCAUAUUGGAUAAAUAUUUUGGUUAAUUGCUCCAAAAUAUAUUUUACGAUAUUCUUAUUUUCCUGGAAAAGAUAGGAGAAUGGCUGCUGCUGAGGUGAACAGUAGUUCUGCUCCGGUGAUGGAGGAAAAGGAGCCUAUAGAAGUCACCACCGAAGGCGAGCACACAGAGAACUACCAGACACUAAUUGAUGCCGGACUGCCGCAGAAAGUGGCUGACAGUCUCAACAAAAUAUUCUCUACUGGGUUGCUGGCAUACACUGACCUAGAUGAGAGGGCCAUCGAUGCUCUGCGGGCGUUCAAUGAAGUGGGAGCGUUGUCUGUACUGUCGCAGUUCAAAGAAAGUGACCUGACCCAUGUCCAAAACAAAAGUGCUUUUCUUUGUGCAGCUAUGAAGACAUACAGACAGAGGGAAAAGCAAGGAAGUAAAGUUCAGGAAUCCUCUAAGGGUCCUGCUGAGUCCAAGAUCAAGGCUCUGCUGGCGCGGACAGGAUACACCCUGGACGUCACCACCGGCCAGAGGAAAUACGGAGGGCCCCCACCAGAGGAAGUGUUUAAAGGAGCACAGCCUGGGAUUGGAACUGAGGUGUUUGUAGGAAAGAUCCCCAGAGACCUGUAUGAAGAUGAGCUGGUGCCUCUGUUUGAGAAGGCGGGCCCAAUCUGGGAUCUGAGGUUAAUGAUGGACCCCCUGUCGGGUCAGAACCGGGGCUACGCCUUCAUCAACUUCUGCAGCAAGGAUGCAGCAGCUGAGGCGGUGAAACUUUGUGACAACUAUGAAAUCCGGUCUAGGAAACACCUUGGAGUGUGCGUAUCUGUAGCGAACAACCGCCUAUUUGUCGGCUCAAUCCCAAAGAACAAGACCAGAGAGAGCAUAUUGGAAGACUUCAGCAAAGUCACAGAGGGGCUUCAGGAAGUGAUCCUCUACCACCAGCCGGAUGACAAGGAGACGAACCGUGGCUUCUGUUUCCUGGAGUAUGAGGACCACAAGUCUGCAGCCCAGGCACGCCGCUGCCUCAUGAGUGGCAAGGUGAUGGUGUGGGGGAACCCAGUCACUGUGGAGUGGGCCAACCCGGUCACUGAGCGUGACACGGAUGUCAUGGCCAAUCAGGCGAAGGUCUUGUUUGUCAGGAAGCUUGCCACCUCAGUCACAGAGGAGCUACUAGUGAAGACGUUUUCUGCCUUUGGCAAACUGGAGCGGGUGUAUAAGCUCAAAGACUACGCCUUUGUCCACUUUGAGGACAGGGACGCUGCUGUGAAGGCAAUGGUAGACAUGAAUGGCAAGGAGCUGGGGGGAGAGGCGAUUGAAAUAAGAAUAGCAAAGAAGAAGAAGGCGCGGAAGACUCAGCGCCAGACCACCAGAAACCCAGGCAGGAAUGACGAUUACAACCAGCCACCGCCACGCAUGCCUCCACCAGAUAGGGGCAGGGGCCGUGGUCACCGCGGAGGCUACGCGUCCUACCCUCCAGACUACCACAGCUACGAUGACCACUACGGCUAUGACUAUCAUGAACCCUGCAGGGGUUACGAGGACCCCUACUACGGUUACGAGGACCCCUACUACGGUUACGAGGACCCCUACUACGGUUACGAGGAACCCUACUACGGUUACGAGGACUCCUACUAUGGUUACGAGGAUGUGUACAGUGAGAAGGGUCGUGGCAGCAGGGGAGUUCCACCCCCUCCUAGGGCCCGUGGAACACCACCCACACAGGGCCGAGGGGGCUAUGUGCAGAGGGGGCCACCCAUCAGAGGGUCCAGGGGUGGCAGAGGGGGCCGUGGGGGACUCUUUCAGCCACAGAGGGCCCACAGUACCCGAGGAGCCAGGGGGAACCGUGGGGGCAAUGUGGGCGGGAAGAGGAAGGCCGACGUCUUCAACCAGCCUGACUCAAAGCGCCGGCAGACCAGCAAGCAGAACUGGGGGUCCCAGCUCAUCACCCAGCAGCAAGGCGGCGACUAUUCUGAUAACUAUGGUUAAGGUGGUGAGGUGAGAGCGACAGCGCUUGAGUGAGAAACAAACUCACCCUGAACUUUGUUCCUUACAACAGGGUGAGCUAUUACUAGUAGUGUCUAGCCCAAACCGUGCUGAAUCUACAGAUUAUUUUGUGAGAAGACCGAUUUCCAAGAUGUCUCCUGGUCUAACAAACAGUGCUGUAGCUCUGCGCCACCUUCCACUGCCGAUGCGGGGGCUUGAGACGCGGCCCAUGCAAACAAAUGUCUAGUUCAAACUAAUGGAUUUUAAUGGUCAUUUUGUUUAUUUGAUUUAUUAUGCUAAUUACAGAGCAAUUUGCUUGCCUUGCAUAUGCCAUUCAAUGUUUUCUCGUCAACUAUUAGGAUAAAGAUUUUUGAGAGUCAAGAAGAUAACAAUAAAAGAAAUCCCGUGAAGGGGCCCGGUUUACAAAGUGUAGGCCAACUUCUAGACUAAUCUCUUGUGGACAGAUGAAAUGGUGAGAAUCUGUCAAGGCUCAUAUAGAAUUAUGUGAUUACGAGCAGCAGUAGUUCCUGGUUUUGGGUUUUCGUGAUUGAUUUAAGUGGAUGGAAUCAGGUUUGGGCGACGGUAGUGUAAGAACUGGUGCGAGGAAUUUAAGCAUGUUUGCGGAUAAACGGUUACCACAGCCACAAAGUCAACUGUCUAUUUCGUAAAAAUUAAUAUAAACAAGUGUACGUUUUAAUCAUGUUAGGACACUAGGCAUUACAUUUCUGUAAAACCAAUUCAGUGUGGCUAGUGUCAAUCUAUUCCUUCACUCAGGGGACCCCUGUCAACGAUGAAGGUCCUAUCCACAUAAAUGAAACCUCAGUGACAUGAAUUACUUAGACUUCCCCUCACACUAAAGACACAGUAUGGCUACCUUCCUCUUUAGUACUAGGCCAUACAUAGUCCUCUUUAGUACUAGGCCAUACAUAGUCCUCUUUAGUACUAGGCCAUACAUAGUCCUUUUAAGUGACGUCGUAAAAAGGCUCUUUUCACACACUGAAGGUCCAAUGCAAUGUCAAUCCAUUUGACAUCAAUGUAAAGGACUUCCCUCACAAUAUGGACACAGCCUAGAUGUGCCCUCCAAUUUUAAGUGGCAUUGUACACUGAACAAAAAUAUAAAUGCAAUAUGCAACAAUUUCAAAGAUUUGACUGAGUUACAGUUCAUAGAAGGAAAUCAGUCAAUUGAAAUAAAUAAAUUGGGGCCUUAUCUAUGGACUUCAGAUGACUGGGUAGGGGCACAGCCAUAGGUGGGCCUGGCAGGGCAUACAGUUGAAGUCAAAAGUUUACAUACACUUAGGUUGGAGUCAUUAAAACUAGUUUUUCAACCACCCCACAAAUGUAGUGUUAAUUAACAAAGUAUAGUUUUGGCAAGUCUGUUAGGACAUCUACUUUGUGCAUGACACAAGUCAUUCUUCCAACAAUUGUUUAGACAGACUAUUUCGCUUAUAAUUCAGUGGGUCAGAAGUGUACAUACAAUAAGUUGACUGCCUUUAAACAGCUUGAAAAUUCCCAGAAAAUGUCAUUGCUUUAGAAGCUUCUGAUAGACUAAUUGACAUAAUUUGAGUCAAUUGGAGGUGUGGAUGUAUUUCAAGGCCUACAUUCAAACUCAGUGCCUCUUUGCUUGACAUCAUGGGAAAAUCAAAAGAAAUCAGCCAAGACCUCAGCAAAUAAAAUUCUAGACCUCCACAAGUCUGGUUCAUCAUUGGGAGCAAUUUCCAAACCACGUUCAUCUGUACAAACAAUAGUACUCAAGUAUAAACACCAUGGGACCACACAGCUGUCAUACUGCUCAGGAAGGAGAUGCGUUCUGUCUCCUAGAGAUUAACUUUGGUGUGAAAAUUGCAAAUCAAUCCCAGAACAACAGCAAAGGACCUUGUGAAGCUGUUGGAGGAAACAGGUACAAAAGUAUCUAUAUCCACAUUAAAAUUAGUCCUAUAUCGACAUUACCUGAAAGGCUGCUCCAAAACCGCCAUAAAAAAAGCAUUUUUAAAAUAAAAUGGUGAUCCACAAACUGAAUUUUUACUAGGAUUAAAUGUCAGGAAUUGCGAAAAACUUAAGUUUAAAUGUAUUUGGCUAAGCUGUAUAUAAACUUCUGACUUCAACUGUAGGUCCACCCACUGGGAAGCCAGGCCCAGCCAAUCAAGAUGAUUUUUUUCCCCCCACAAAAGGGCUUUCUUACAGACAGAAAUACUCCUGAGCACCACCUCAGACGGUCCUGCAGGUGAAGAAGCCAGAUGUGGAGGUCCUGGGUUGGCGGGGUUAUAUGUUGUCUGUGGUUGUGAGGCCGGUUAGAUGUACUACCAAAUUCUCUAAAACAAUGUUGAAGGGGGCUUAUGGUAGAGAAGUUAACUUUAAAUUCUCUGGCAACAGCUCUGUUUGAUAUUCCGGCAGUCAGCAUGCCAAUUGCAAGCUCCCUCGAAACUUGACAAAUCUGGCAUUGUGUCGUGUGACAAAACUACACAUUUAAGAGUGGCCUUUUAUUGUCCCCAGCACAAGGUACACCUUUGUAAUGAACAUGCUGUUUUAAUCAGCUUAUUGAUAUGGUGAAAGAAUUACCAUGGCAAAGGAGAAAUGCUCACUAACGGUUGUAAACAAAUAUGUGCACGAAAUUUGAGAGACAUGAGCUUUUUGUGCUUAUGGAAUGUUUCUGGAAUAGUUUAUUUCAGCACGUUACAAAUUGUGUUUAUAUUUUUGUUCCGUAUUAAAAGGCUGUCAUUUCAGUUUUUAGCACAAAUGAAUGGGAAACUACUAGCUCUGUAUAAUAUCAAAGCCUAUAGCCAGGUCAUUUGACCUGAAGGUUAAUCUAAUCCAUGUGAUGUGGUAUAGCCUAGCUAGCUGCAGAAGCUGUGGUCUAAUAGCACUCCAAUGACUAUCUGGUAAUUCGGAGUUAUCACUUCAAACCUCUCAGUACUGGGCCUAUAAAUCUGAUCUGGUGGUGAGUGCCUGUCUUUGUUUCUGCAUCGGUGUGAUACUUGGAUAUGUUCAUAUAUAAUGAUAAUGUAAUUAUUAUAUAAUUGUCUUUUCCUUGUUUUUCUCAUGAGACCAUGAUACUCUAUUAUAAAACAUGCAUCAUUAGCAUGGACUGGUGUAGUACCCACAUGCUAUCCUUGGGACAUCCCAACCUCAUUGUGGAAAGUGGAAAUUUAAGAUGGUUUAGGUAAGGAUUAUUGUUAGGGUAGGGAUGUCAAGGAUCCUGAAUACCACUGACAAUAUCACAACAUGGCUGCUUUUACUCUGAACAUCUGAUUUAUCAGCAAAAAAGUAAACAUUACUUUAAAUGAGUGAGUCCUGUCUUGAGUUGUUGGCACCAGGCAGAUGUCAUAGUGUAUAGUGGUCAGCGGAGGGCGCCAGAUGUUUUUACUUCAACAUCCUGAAGGCUCAGUCAGCAAAAAUUGUACCUUCAAAUUCAGGAUGCAGUGUGUGCACCCCUAUGUAAAGCUAGGUUCUCUGCUAGAGCACGAUUGCCAAACCAACCAAGAAAUAAAACUGAUACAAAAGG
Messenger RNA from Oncorhynchus keta (chum salmon), 5573 nucleotides. RefSeq names its product heterogeneous nuclear ribonucleoprotein R-like. The coding region runs from base 185 to 2077 and encodes 630 amino acids. The transcript has 12 exons. Gene Ontology annotation, cellular component: ribonucleoprotein complex; nucleus. The record is from RefSeq and is a predicted model, not a curated record. NCBI's taxonomy places the organism in Eukaryota, Metazoa, Chordata, Actinopteri, Salmoniformes, Salmonidae. Gene Ontology annotation, molecular function: mRNA binding.